Messenger RNA from Penicillium canescens, 2799 nucleotides. RefSeq lists its product as uncharacterized. Lineage: Eukaryota; Fungi; Ascomycota; Eurotiomycetes; Eurotiales; Aspergillaceae. Gene Ontology annotation, molecular function: flavin adenine dinucleotide binding; acyl-CoA dehydrogenase activity; acyltransferase activity. The record is from RefSeq and is a predicted model, not a curated record. The transcript is spliced from 10 exons. Bases 1 to 2799 code for a protein of 932 amino acids.
AUGCCUCCCAUUAUUGUCGGUGUGGCCGAUAUCCGAAAUCGUUCAGUUACAGUCGAAGAUGCUAAAGAGCCCGCCACUUUGAUGCUAGAGGCCAUCCAAGGGGCCAUCAACGAUGCAAGCAGCUCUGCCGAAACUGCGCAAAUCCUUCAAAACAACAUUGACAGUAUCAGUGUGGUUCGUACAUGGACUUGGCCUUAUCGUGACUUGCCAGGCCUGUUGUCACAUCACCUGGGUAUUAUACCGCAACACCAGUCGUACAGUGAUCAUGGAGGUAACCAGCCAGCGAAGCUACUUGACGAAGCAGCCAUGCGGAUUGCGAAGGGAGAAACAAAGGUUGCGGUCCUUACGGGCGGCGAAGCGUUGGCCUCUUUGGCCGCAUGUGUUAAGAAUGGCAAGAUGCCGCCUCCAGGCUGGUCAGCCCCGGCAGAAAAUGUGACUGAUGUAUUCUCUCCUACCACAAGAGGGCUCAGAAAAGAUAUUGGAGGACUUCACGCCGUGGGGUCACCAAUUCACGUCUAUCCGCUCUACGAAAAUGGGUUCCGAGCUCACCGCAAGCAGACAAUUCAAGCCAACCACCGGGAGUCAGCAGCUUUGUAUGCCUACUUCAGUCAAAUCGCAUCGCAAAAUCGGUAUUCCUGGAAUUAUGGCAUGGAAGCCCAAACCACCGAUUCUAUUGGAACUCUGUCCAAAAAGAACCGGAUGAUUUGCUUUCCAUAUCCGCUCUUGAUGAAUGCCUUCAAUACUGUCAACUUGGCAUCAGCUUGCAUCUUGACCUCAACGGAAUAUGCCACCCAGCUUGGGAUCCCCAGAGGCAGGUGGAUAUAUCCUCUUGGUGGCGCUGGGUUUAACGAACGUGAUAAUUUUUGGGACCGUCCAAACUUCUUCGAGAGUUCCGCAAUCUCGAAAUCGCUCGAUCAUUGUCUUGAAUUGAGCCACCUAACUCCUGACGAUAUAGAUCUUUACGAUCUCUAUUCGUGCUUUCCUAUUGUACCCAAACUUGCAUGCCAUCACCUAGGUCUUUCUAUCACAAAGCCUCAAAAGCCGCUUACUUUAUUAGGGGGCCUGACGUCUUUUGGAGGUGCUGGGAAUAACUACUCUAUGCAUUACAAGGCGAUUACCGAAAUGACCCGUCAGUUACGUGGCAGCCGCAGCCGCAACGGGCUUAUUCUUGCAAACGGUGGUGUUUUAUCGUAUCAGCAUUCAGUCUGUCUUUCUUCCCAGGCCCCCAAGGAAGAGAGACCUUAUCCAGAUAACAAAUUUUCGAGUCUGGUGGAUUCAGAUCUUGUGCCCUCAGUCGACUUUGAGGCAGAAGGAGAAGCAAUAAUCGAGGUCAGUGGGCCCAAUAUUAUCACGACGUACACAAUUGAAUUCACCCGGGAUGGCAGCCCAUUGAGGGCUUACAUCGUUGGUCGACUUGCUGGCACUAACCACCGAUUUUUGGCGAAUGAGAGCGACCAGGCUACUCUGUUACGUUUGUCUUCAAUGAAUGAAGAGCCAAUUGGGAAGACUGGCUUCGUUAUCCCUGAUCCUGAGGGGGAUAGGGGCCAGAGGAGAAAUCUGUUCUCAUUGGAGCUCGUCCAUUCCUGCGAGCAUCGCGGUCUCUUCCGUCAUUCCAGUCGUGUUUCCACACGCGCGCGACCGAGUAUCUUCAGACUCAUGACCCUGACCUAUCGGAGUCUCAGCGAACGGAUCUGCUCGGAUUUUCCUGACGAGUACUGGGCGCGUGUGGAUGAGUUGAAACAAUUCCCGACCGAGCUCUAUGAGGCAUUGGCACGACAGGGCUGGCUGGGCAUUUGCUUGCCGCAGCGAUAUGGAGGCUCUGAGCUCGGCAUCUCCGAAGCAGCGGUGAUGAUGCAAACUAUUGCAGAGUCCGGGGGAGGCAUGACGGGUGCCUCGUCCAUACACAUGAAUAUCUUUGGCCUCGAGCCCGUCGCCAAGUUUGGCACCGGCGAGCAGAAAGAACGCUGGCUUGUUCCACUCAUCGCGGGUCGUCAACGGGCAUGUUUUGGCGUCACAGAACCCAACACUGGCUUGGAUACGCUGCAAUUACAGGCCACGGCACGUCGAUCGGGGGACCAUUAUCUGCUUUCGGGACAGAAAGUCUGGAUAUCUACUGCUCAAAAGGCAGACAAGAUCCUCAUUCUCGUGCGUACGGCCCCACGCGACCGAGAGAAGCCAUCCCAGGGACUCUCGCUCUUCUACACAGGUCUACAAGUGCCCGAAGUCCAGAUCACCGAGAUCCCCAAGAUGGGUCGGGCUGCUGUUGACACUAAUUCACUGUUCUUUGACAACUGGCGUGUCCCAAUGAGAGAUCGUGUCGGCCAGGAACAUGAAGGGUUUCGAAUGAUUCUGCAUGGGAUGAAUGCCGAAAGAAUCCUCAUCGGCGCAGAGGCUCUCGGUCUAGGGUUCGCGGCGUUGCGUCGAGCAUCCUUAUAUGCCAAAGACCGACAUGUAUUCGGGCGCCCUAUUGGUCAGAAUCAGGGCAUUCAGCACCCCCUCGCAGACAGCUGGAUGAAACUGGAGGCUGCCCGGAUGAUGAUCUAUCGGGCUGCUCAACUAUAUGACCAGGGAUACACCGGCGGUGAGUAUGCCAACGCUGGAAAGUAUUUGGCUGCAGAGGCGGCGUUUGAGGCUUGCGAGCGAGCCAUUUUAGCCCAUGGAGGGAUGGGUUAUGCUAAAGAAUACCACGUUGAGCGAUAUCUUCGAGAAGUCUUUAUUCCUCGCAUCGCCCCAGUGAGUCGAGAAAUGAUCUUGAACUACAUCGGAGAGCGCAUGCUUGGUCUUCCCAAGUCGUACUGA